GCAGUUCAGGACACGGGUGGUCAGUGCACACAGCGGGGCAGUUCGGAACACGGGUGGUCGGUGCACACAGCGGGGACAGUUCAGGACACGAGUGGCCUGUGCACACACCGGGGACAGUUCAAAACACGAGUGGUCGGUGCACACAGCAGGCACAGUUCAGGACACGGGUGGUCAGUGCGCACAACAGGGACAGUUCAGGACACGGGUGGUCAGUGCAUACAGCGGGGACAGUUCAGGACACGGGACACAGGUGGUCAGUGCGCACAACAGGGACAGUUCAGGACACUCACGGUAAGCAGCUUGCAGACCCUCAGCGGCAGGCGGCUCCAGACAGGGACAACCAGUGGUCAGCGUUCCAGGGGCAGACAGCAGCAGCUCCCCGGGCACUCAACAGCGGACAGCUUCCAGGGACACGCAGCCACGGACAGUGUGCAGGGUCCCUCAGCAGCAGCUCCGAGGGCACUCAGCACCAGAGACAGCUUCCAGGGACACGCCGCCACGGAUAGUGUGCAGUGUCCCUCAGCAGCAGCUCCCAGGGCACUCAGCAGCAGACAGGGUGCAAGG
Staurois parvus is the source of this 564-nucleotide messenger RNA. NCBI's taxonomy places the organism in Eukaryota, Metazoa, Chordata, Amphibia, Anura, Ranidae. The record is from the annotation of a GenBank genome assembly.